UUAAUUUUCUUGUGUGUUUUUCAGAAAAAUAUUUCCAACGAAUUUGUUGCAUUCAAAUAAUGAUGCAGCAUGCGAGCGUUUUGUACUGUCAGCGCGCCAUUAGAAGUAUGCGCGUCCUCGGCCGAACAGCUAUCACCGGGCUCACGAUUUUUAGCUCUAAGGCUCUUAGGCCAUCAACAACCCAAAACUUUAUACUUCCUAGUCGAUGCAAAGAGUCGAGUCAGAGAAGUGUAUACACAAACAUGUCUACAUUUUGCCACACAAGGCAUGCUCGAUACCGAACUAUUCGGUUUAGCGGUAUUGAUAGAUGGCGAAUACAUGUUUGCCGAUCCCGAGAGCAAGCUCUCCAAAUAUGGUCCAAAAAGUUGGCGUUCCUCACACACUCAUGGUCUAGAUGCCAAUGGGCGACCGCUCUUAGAAUUACAUUUUCGGGUGCAAUUCUACAUCGAGAGCCCGUUUAUGUUAAAAGAUGAAACCACCCGUCACAAUUAUUAUCUACAAUUAAAAUACAAUGCCCUACAGCGAGACAUACCCCGUGAAUAUGCCGAACAAUCAAUGAUUUUAUUAGCUGGUCUAGCGUUGCAAGCUGAUCUUGGCGAUGCACCCUGUAUUGGUAGUAAUAAUAGUAACAGUAGUGGUGGCAGUGGCAUUGUGAGUGGUGGGGGUGCGAGUGAGGCGAAAACAUCGGGGGAUUUGAGUGAUAGCGGCAAAGGGUUGGAUGUUGCCGGUGGAGAGCAGAAAGUUGGUAAAACUGUAUCCGCAACAACAUCAUCUUCAUCGUCAUCAGCAGCAGCAACUACCACAUUACCAAAGAUUAGUAAACGUGCUAACCUGGUAAAUGAAAGAGUGUUACGUUUAUCUAGCUAUAUGGCUUCGACGCGGGAGAAUGUUAUGGGUAUGGAUGGUUUGAAGCGUGUACUAGGAGCAGCUAAAACACCGUUGUCACCUUCAUCAUCUUCUUCCUCAAUAAGUCGUGGACCCAGUAAUGCUUCUACUAAUGCUUCUGUUUCCACUAAUGCCAGCUCUUGUAAUGAAUAUUUUCGUUUGGAAGAUUAUCUUCCAGAACAUCUAAGAACCGCCUGGGCUGCUAGUGCCUUAAGGGCUUGUCAUCGUGAAAAUCGUGGUCUUUCACAAGCCGAUGCUGAGUUACAUUAUAUACAACAAGCCUGUCUAGUGCAUGAAUGCAUUAAUGCCCAUACAUUUCGUAUGCGCAUGAGUAAAAGUGAAUUGGGACCGGGAAAUUCAUGGUUUGUAGUUUAUGCUAAGGGUAUAAAAAUAUUCGGCGCUGGUACUGGACCUGAUGGACAACAACAGCAAAUAACUUUCCUAUGGCCCAAUAUAACCAAACUAUCGUUUGAGCGCAAAAAGUUUGAAAUCAGAUCAGGAGAAAGUAAAAUCACCCUCUACGCCACCUCGGAUGAGAAAAAUAAAAUGCUUUUGACACUAUGCAAAGAAACUCAUCAAUUUAGUAUGAAAAUAGCGGCCCGACUAAAGGAGGUCAUUAAGCGUGAGGAGGAGGAAAGUAAUUGUUUGCAUGCUUGCUAUGUUUAUUCGCGUAGUCUGCAUCUGCCAACAUAUAAAAGUAAAAACGAUCAAAGAAUAUCGGUUAUAUCCAGCACUAGUUCGAAUACUACCUCGGGUAUAGUCAGUGAUCGCGUGCACUCGGAAGAUGAGCUAGAAAUAAUGAUUAAUACACCACCGGCCCCCAUAGCUGCUCCUUCCACCGAGAGUUUAGCGUUGGCUCAUUUAUUAGAUCGCCCUAGUGUAAGUAGACAAACCUCUUCAGUGGGCCAGGUGUCUCUAAAAGAUUUGGAAGAACAAUUGGCCGCUUUAACGGUAAGACAACAACAGCAAAGUCAACGUAAUUCUCCCACGGAGUUGAGUAAUACAUCCUCAACGGGUAAUUCCACCUCAACUAGCGGUUCUUCUAUACCCAACUCCUCAAAAGGUCAGCGUAAUAACACGGACUCCUCAACGGAUUCACCUUCGUCACAACAUAACAUUGGUUCUCAAUGUUCAUCGACCUGCAGUACGGUGGUAGUGGCUUCAUCUACAAAUGAUAACAACACCUCUCUGGCUACUUUGGCAGUAAGAUCUAAUUUAAACACUUCCGAUUCCUCGCACCAAAGGAAAAAUUCCACUUCCUCCAGCUUGGAAUUGGGUUUUAGUCACACGGCUCAAAAUUCCACUCUUAGCGAACCAGAUUCAUCUUGUAUAGAUCAUGAUUUUAUAACAUCCACACGUGACGAAACUGAAAGUGUUUCGGGUGUUUAUACUUUGGUACAUGCUGUAGCUCCCACGGAGACUUCUGGCGUCUAUACAAUGCACAGCAGCGAAAUGACGGGACAAUCAUCAGAAAUAGCCGAGUCGGAGAAAAGUUCUCAUUAUGGCAUAUUCCAACCCUCACAGAGUAAAAUCAGUGAGGAGCAUUUACGUUUGGAACACAAUAAACUGCAAGAUUCAGUAGAUGGUGGCAACUAUCAUCAUGGCAAACGUAUGAAAAAUAUAGAUUUCCGCUUGAGAUCAGAUUCAAAUAUAAGUACUACCGAUUCUUUUCGUGGUGAUGGUAGUGAUCCGGCUGAUGUGAAGCAUACUUUGUUAUCAGCAGAAGAACUAACCGAUUUGAUAGUGGGCCGCGGUUCUUAUCCUAAUCGUAAGACAGUAUCGAGUACAUUGGACUCGGAUUGUGAUUACGUGACAUUACCCUUGUCUAUGACUGGAGAAUCUUAUAUACAAGGACAUCAAGAUACCGCACCCACUGAGGAUCAUGUGGAGGAUUUAAUAAGUGAUUUACUGCCCACAGAUCCGCCGGCACCACCCAAACGAGUAGACAGCAAUAUGCCCAAUUUAACUAAUAUUAGAACACGUUCACCACCACCCUAUAACGCCCGACACCAUAAAACUGGCCUUUGUGGUCCACCCAUACGCUCCACUAUUUCUAACAAUAGUCCCCCAGCUGUGAACAAUACACCACUAAAUUUGCCUGUUAUUAAAUCUACAAUCCCUAAUCAUGUGCCAUUAUCGUUAACAGAUACAAAACCGUUAGCAAAACCGUUGCUUAUAGCGAAACCUCCCACGCCACCCAUACAGCCACCGGUCAUCAAACGCCGAGAUCCACCACCUUAUCCGGCCGCUUCUAAACCCAGACCAACUUCUCUAAUAUCCGUGGCUUCUUCCACGUCAUCACUUAAUCAGCCGGGCUCAAAUGUUUUCACAAAUGUAGGCGGUUCUAUGACUUCCUUAAAGUCUGAGGAGAUAAUAGCACGGUUUAUAACCUCCAGGCCACAAAUUAAUAUACAAAAGGCUCAAACCUUUUUAGUAAAUGAAAAUACCAAACCCAGCUAUGCAACGCCCACAAACAGUUCAUUGGCGGGUUCCUCAACGGGUUCGAUAUGUAGCCAUCAUAUACCCAGCCAUUUAUCACAACAUUCGGUGCCUAAUUCCAAUUAUGUAUCGGGGUCACAGGCAUCUCUGAAUCUGCAUCAUCCGGUAAACUCCACGCCCACAACUCCCACGCAACCGACUAACAUGUCUCAUACAACAAUGAGUGGUCAUCAUCAUGUAACCACAGGCGGUGUUUUAUCAAAUCAUUUGGGCAUACCCAUGGUAUCCUAUAGUCUACAUGGCGCUCACAAGAGUAUGUCUUCUUUGCAUCAACAACAGCAACCACCUCCGCCACCGCCUCCUUUUCCCGCGGAGCUUAAACAGACAGCCCCUAGAACGUGUGUCUUAUUGCCGGUCAUAAAACCCAGGCAAUACUUACCGCCUCCACCACCCAGUCUACCAAGACAACCGCCACCACCACCACCCAAUCAACUGGCGGGUAUCUAUUCCAGCCCUUUGGCACGCAAACAACUGGAACUCUAUCAACAACAACUGUACAGUGAUGUGGACUAUGUUAUAUAUCCUCUACAGGAUCCAGCCGUCAGUCAACAGGAAUAUCUAGAUGCCAAACAGGGUUCUAUACUCGCAGCAAUGGCUCAGACACCACCACCUCCCCAUGCGCAUCACCAUCAUCAUCCCUAUUUAGCGGCAUAUCAUCAUGCAGCCGCUUCUCAAGCCUGGGAAGCUUGUAAAGGUCAUGCUAUCUAUCGUAGCACUCCCUAUUUACCACUUGCGCUCUCCACGCAUUCACGUUAUGCCUCUACGCAAAAUCUCUCCGAUUCCUAUGUCCAACUGCCGAGUGCCUAUUCACCCAUGUAUAGCCCCUCAAUGGCCAGUAUUUGUUCUUCGUAUGAACCACCACCGCCACCGCCUCUGCAUCCGGCACAUUUGCAUGCAGCCGCAGCUGCUGCAGCGGUUAAUCCAACACCAGCACCUCUAUUUGCACGAUCACGUUCAGACGAUAAUAUUCUGAAUACGCUCGACUCGUUGCCGAAGGUGAAACGUCUACCACCGCCUCCACCACCGCCCUAUGUGGAUAGACGACUAAAGAAACCACCAAUGCCGGCACCAACGGAAAGACCGCCUCCUAUACCUUCUAAGCCCAUACCUAGCAUGAGCAGUGCCUCCAUAAGCAUUCCAAAUGAAUCAAUUGUCACAACAACACGAAGUCAUUUGCCACCACGAAAACCUAUUACCUUAAGUGUACCGCGCAAUGGUGCCAUUCAUAUGACUAAAACUUCAAGUGGAGCACAAUGGGCUGGAGAACGUCCUAAAACAGACAUGUUGCUAGGGCGUCCCACACAAAAUACCAAUAUACUGGCCCAACUACAAGCUUCAGCGGCGGCCGCUAAACAAAAUCAAUUAAAUUCCAAUAACACAAAUGGUUCAUCGAUAUCCAGCAGCAACAACACACCCACACCCAAUGAAUUUGAUAUUGCUCUAUUAAGAGAGAAAAGUAAGCAUUUAGAUUUACCUUUAAUAUCGGCACUCUGUAAUGAUCGUUCCCUAAUCAAGCAAACAAAAGUUCUGGUAAAUCAAAGUAGACCUAGACCGGGACUAUGUAAUACAACCCUAAGUGGUACUAGCUCCUCCAACAGUCCCACAUUCUCCAACAAUUCAACAGCAUCAGCAGCAAACUCGAAUACUUUAAAUAAAUUACCUUUAUCGAGUUUAAGCCUUAGCCACAAUAAUGGCAACAACCCAACAACCAUGAGCUCAACAUCUUCGUCUAAUUUGACUACUACAACAGCAACAACAGCUGCCACAUCUGCUACAUCCUCUAGCAAACUAUUAGCUUCAACCGUAGCCGCCAAAACACGUAAAACAUCUAUAAGCCAUCGUCAUCCCAAUGAUAAAUUGCCUCCUUUACCCAUGCAAUUGGCCGAGGCCAACAAUUAUGUUAUGGAUCCAGCAAUAUUAAAACAUCAUAAGAGCUACAAUUCUCAUACAUAACAAGAAAACACUUGAAAAAAGAAGAAAAAAAAAACGGUGGCAGUACGAACAGCAAUUUUCGUCCUUUAAAUAAACAUGUGAAAAUAUUACCAUAAAUAUUGAAAGGUAUUCGUUUUCGUUAAUAGUAAAUAUAAAGAAAAAAUAUCGUCAUCUCUGAACCUCUGAAAUCCUCUUACACUCUACAACCAAUGGAUAUACAAAUAUUUCCAGGCACUAAACUAAAAUCAGUAUUACAAAAGUAAGUUUUUACGUGAAAAGAUAAAAAUCUAAAAAAAAUUUUAAAAUGAUUUAUUUUGAGUAAAAAAAAUGUUUAAAAAGAAAUUGUAAAUUUUAUAUAAAUUCUCAUCACUUAAAGAAAAUAUUUGUGGUGGAAAUUAUCAAGAUGUUUUUACUAACUUUAAACCAGAAUUAUUAAAAAAACAAAGAAAAUAUUAUCUAAUUUAAAAAAUAAAAGUGAAAAACGAGAGCAAGUCAGUUGAUAAGUAGAGGUUUUUGUGACGAUUCUUUAGGUGAGCUAAACGAUAUAGUUUUGUUUUCAAUUUAAGGUGACGGAAAUUGUCAAGGGUGUUACGAGGAGAUGAAUAUUUGUUUAGAACUGAUAACAGCAGAGGUAGAGAGAGAGACAAAUGCUGUUGUUAAAACGGGUUGUUCUUCCCUGGGGAAAAAAACUUCUCAUGAUACAGCUGUUGAUACUAAUGUGAAAUCUAACAUACAUGUAUGAGCUUACUAUGUGUGAAAAGUAACAAAGAAUAAAGGCUUUCUGUUCUUAACAGUUCUAGAACAAUAACUGAAGGCCGAAAUAUCGAGAGAGAGCCAAAUUAGUUCAUUUACUAGUUUUCUUUUUUCUCUUAUUAGUUUGCCUUUACUGAAAGAGCGUAUUUAAUGUGUUGCUCAUGAAACAUAUUUUCAUUUAUUAUUUUUAAUACCACUAUUUAGUUUGUUACUUUUGCUAUGCAAAAUCUAGUUUUUUAACAUUUGCUGUGCAAAAUUUUUGAAAUAUUUUUUUUUUUUUUUUUUUUUUUAACUUUGAAGUGUGUUGGCGGAGUUAUUAAACUCACAAACUGCCAGGUUAUCCCACAAAAAUAAAAAAGUUAUAUCAUUGAAUCAUCAUAAUCAAAAAAAUUCCAGAGUUUUAAUGGUCUCCACCAGUUUAUAUUCGAGUUUAAAUGGUCUCCACCA
Lucilia cuprina (Australian sheep blowfly) is the source of this 6516-nucleotide messenger RNA. RefSeq names its product protein expanded (gene ex). Bases 70 to 5337 code for a protein of 1755 amino acids. Gene Ontology annotation, cellular component: cytoplasmic side of apical plasma membrane; cytoskeleton. Gene Ontology annotation, biological process: positive regulation of hippo signaling. NCBI's taxonomy places the organism in Eukaryota, Metazoa, Arthropoda, Insecta, Diptera, Calliphoridae. The record is from RefSeq and is a predicted model, not a curated record. The transcript has 5 exons.